AUGGAACUAAACCUCGCUUCUACCUCAUCCUCUAAGCCGCAUCUGCGAGGUCCCUCGAACAACAAAGGAAAAGCGAAGGGGAGUUGGCGGAAGCGACGUCGAGAGCAAGUCAUCCAGCGAGUGCACGCUCAGAAGAGGCAACGCCCGUCUAAUCGUUCGCAGCCAAAGUCAACGGCGUUCAGGCUUCAGGCAGAUGAAUUUUCGAGCGGAAUAGACAAGGAAAAUCUUGCGAAUGCCGUGGGCAGCGCCACGCCUGCGAAAGCAAAGGCAGCCAACGCACCCGGCAAGGUCAGACCGAGCUCUUCUGAUAGUGUAGCCAAGCUUCCAAAUUUAAUCACUGUCGGAGGGAGCGAUGCGGAUGAAAAGCAGAAGAAAGAAAGGGAACUGCCGAAGAAGUCAAAGGUCCACUUCAAGGAUACAGCGCCUGUUGCGGAUAAACCGGACCAGAGGCCUGAAACAGUGAACGCAACACUUGACAUUCUCGGAAGAGACCCUAUUCGCAUCUCUGAAGGAAAAGAAAGCCAAACGAGUGGCACAGCUCCGACUGACCCGAGCGGCGCGACGAAAACCAGUAAAGAGGAUGACAUGUUUGGUAUCAGUUCAUUUGAGGAAACAGGGCUGUAUCCGUCCGUGGCGCGGCACCUCACCAAUCGCAUGCAGCUUGAAUUCCCAACCCUCAUUCAGGAGAAAGUGCUCAAGGCAAUGUUAAACCUUGGUAAUGGCCAAAACUCAAUCGAUGUGCUCGUCCGCAGUGCAACUGGAUCUGGGAAAACGCUUGCAUAUUUGCUCCCCAUAGCUCAUUACUUGUUGAAUAGGUCUCGGCGAGUGACACGAGAAAAGGGUUCCUUGGGCGUCAUUAUCGUGCCAACGCGCGAGCUUGCGGACCAAGUUGAGGAAGUCGCGGAGAGAGUGUUUCGGCCAUGGCAUUGGAUUGUCGUUGGAUGCGUACGAGGUGGAGAGAGCAAGCACAGGGAAAAGGCGCGCCUCAGAAAGGGAGUCAAUGUUCUUGUGGCAACACCUGGGCGGCUGUUGGACCAUAUGCGAAACACUAGGAGUUUCACGUACGAGCACUGCGAGUUUCUCGUGCUUGACGAGGCGGAUCGCUUACUGGACCUCGGGUUUGAAGCCGCGAUAAAAGAGGUCAUUGAGAACCUCGACACCCAAGCCAAGCGUGUGAAUCCGGAAGUUGGUCCUGUUCGUUCCAACAUUCUCUUGUCCGCCACACUGCGGAAUGACGUGGAGAAGCUGGCGGAAUUUUCCCUCAAAAGCCCUGUUGAAAUCUCUGUCGGCCAGGGUCAUGACACCAAAUCUUCGUUUGCUAUGCCGAUGCAGCUCCGGCAGCAUUUCUGCAUCGUAGAACAGAGACAUAGACUCGUCACGCUGGCGUCAUUAUUGAGGCUUCGCUCGUUGAAAGGAAUGUCUAAGGACUCGCUGAAGAAUGAAGAGCACGACGGGCCCCCCUGUAAGAUCAUUGUGUUUUUCAGCACAUGUGAUUCUGUUGACUUUCACUACGACCUCCUGAGAAAAGCGUCGCUUCCAAAGGAACUUCAAAAGGACCAAGCGGUGGAUUUAAAGGAAAAAUUAUUGCCGCUCAAGGUACUUCGGAUACACGGCAAUCACACACAGUCGGAUAGAGUGGAAGCUUUGCGAACGUUUCGAAGAAGUGAGCGAGCCGUGCUAUUCUGUACAGAUGUUGCGGCCCGAGGUCUUGACUUGAAGGGACUCACCUUUGCCAUUCAAUAUGACCCUCCUACUGGUGGGCAGGGUGAGGAGCUGGAGUAUUUACACAGGGCUGGACGAACGGCAAGGAUUGGGGCGCAAGGUGAUGCGCUACUCUUUCUACUACCGUCCGAGAGGGCAUAUAUAGGAAAGCUCGAAACCAAAGGUGUUUCGAUUUCGGAAGUCUCCGGAUCCGCCGCAAUGGCAGCGCUCUAUCCAAAAGUCAUUUUGUCAAGACAAGAAAGUAUAUCUUACGGCACUAGAUUGGUUACAUCUGUCUUGCAAGAGUCAUUUGAGAAUAUCGUGAAAGAAGACGGGGAGCUUAAGGGGCAGGCUGUUUCGGGGUUUCAAGCUUACUGUCGAGCAUACGCAACUCAUGCAAGGGACGUACGGUACUUCUUCCAUGUUCGUAACUUGCACUUGGGGCAUGUGGCUCGAGCCUUCGUGCUCGGUGACAAACCCGCAGAAUUAAGCCAGAUGAUGUCAGAAUUAAAGGCCGCGAGGACUACCAUCGAGGCCGAUCAACAAGGGAGCGUGAAGAAGUCCGAAACCAAGAAGAAAGGUGAUAUUGCCAGAGCUAUCGCUGAAGGAGAGAAACAGCCAUAUAAUGACCAACAAAGUGCAUUGGCCCGCAGGCGAAGGGAAAGGGGACGGGGUCAAGAGUCGUUCAAGGAGCUCGCGAUGGAGUUUGGGGCGUAA
Molecule: messenger RNA, 2418 nt
Organism: Chondrus crispus (carragheen)
Lineage: Eukaryota; Rhodophyta; Florideophyceae; Gigartinales; Gigartinaceae
Exons: 1
Coding region: 1-2418 (805 amino acids)
Biological process (GO): ribosome biogenesis
Cellular component (GO): nucleus
Molecular function (GO): nucleic acid binding; ATP binding
Source: RefSeq, a predicted model, not a curated record